Molecule: messenger RNA, 1235 nt
Organism: Prinia subflava (tawny-flanked prinia)
Lineage: Eukaryota; Metazoa; Chordata; Aves; Passeriformes; Cisticolidae
Product: interleukin-8
Exons: 4
Coding region: 134-445 (103 amino acids)
Biological process (GO): chemotaxis; immune response; defense response
Cellular component (GO): extracellular region
Molecular function (GO): chemokine activity
Source: RefSeq, a predicted model, not a curated record
UACAGAGGCUGGGCACAAAACAGUAUAUAAGCAGGAAUCAACAAUCCUCACACACAGCAGGAAUCAACAAUCCUUUGGGACUCAGGCUCACAGAACUAGACCUAAACAACCCAGCAGAAAACUCUGUCCCACCAUGAACGGCAAACUUGUAGCUGUCCUGGCUCUUUUCCUGAUCUCAGCAGCUGUAUCUCAAGGUAGGACUCUUGCCAGGAUGGGAACUGAGCUCCGGUGCCAGUGCAUAGCCACUCAUUCAAGGUUCAUUCCCCCAAAAUCCAUUCAAGAUGUGAAGCUGACACAGAGCGGCCCCCACUGCAAGAAUGUUGAAGUCAUAGCUACUCUGAAAGACGGCAGAGAGGUGUGCUUGGAGCCCACUGCUCCCUGGGUACAGCUGAUUGUAAAGGCAAUUUUGGCCAGGGCUCAACAAAAUUCUGACUCUCCUCUCUAAGACACACUGGGACAGAAAAAAAUCUGGGAACUGCUUCUACUCGUCUCUCAAGGGAAAUGUUUGGGAAAAGCAUCAUUUAAGCAGUGCACCAUCUUCCACAUGCUGCAUCAGUGUUAUGAUGUUAAUUAUGGAUGGUUUUAUUUAUUUAUCUAUUUAUUUAACUGUGUGUAUUGAAGGACGUCUUUCACAAUGGUCAAUGUUGUCAAUGGGACAUGCUGCCCAUGACACUGAAGGAAAAGUGGUUUGCUGAAGGAGAUUGAGAACCCUUGGCAGCCACUUUAGCCAAACCUAUGCAGUGAGGUGCAAUGCACCUGCAGCACAGCUUAUUUACACUAAGCCCGAUAAUUUUGCUAUUUCACCAGCAAACUGAUGAAUCCUCCUGCUCCCCUGGAGUGCACCAGUAUGUUGUGUCAACAACAGCUUCCUGAACCACGGUCAGCCUGUGGCAAGACUGUGAACUGUAAUGUCUAACUUGAAAAUCCUAACCUACAGAAUGUGUAAGACUAUUUUAUAUUUAUGUAUUGUGAUUUCUAUGGUAUUUAUAAAUGUAUUUAUUGAGCAGUUUCUAUGUAAGAAAGAGAACAAUUAUAAUUUAUUUAAUUUCUACUGGAUUCUUCAUUCCUGCUGUUCAUUUCUGGAGAAAUAUAUGUAGUCUCAUUACUCUGUACUUGAUUGUAUGUCUCAUUAGCCACUCCAUCAGCUAAUGUAAAAAACUGUAUUUUACAUACAUAGAGUUUGAUUGUGACAGUGUAAUUAUUCCUAUAAAUGUACUAUUAAAAGUUUUAUAUUA